This is a messenger RNA of Parnassius mnemosyne (clouded apollo), 3600 nucleotides long. Lineage: Eukaryota; Metazoa; Arthropoda; Insecta; Lepidoptera; Papilionidae. The record is from the annotation of a GenBank genome assembly.
AUGGUUGGACUGGAUUCUGAGUUGAACAGGGAUGACGAAUGCGAUAAUAUCGGCUUAAGUUGUGCUUUGGAGCACUUUUCAGAGGUGGAGGAUGUGAUGAAUAUAAUUGAUAAUCUGAAAAAUAUCUACAACUCACCAAAAUUAGAAGUGGAGUAUGAUAGAUUGUAUAACAUAUUAAAGCAAUAUUAUGAACAACCACACCUUCUUGAUCCUUAUUUGGAUAAGAUUUUGGCUAAGUUUCUCACUUUAAUUAAGGAUAAAGAAUCUCCUUGUGAAUUAAAACAUGCGACAUUCAAUUACAUGUACCAAAUUAUCAGAGUCAGAGGGUAUAAAGUUGUUGUAAGACAUUUGCCUCAUGAGGUAUCGGAUCUUCUUACUGUUUUAACAUUCCUUGAAGCGCAAGAUCCAAAUGAUAAAGAGACUUGGCGUAGCAGAUUCGUAUUGUUACUAUGGCUUUCAAUUGUUGUCAUUAUUCCUUUUCAUAUGAGCAGAUUAGAUGGAUUUGCUCCAGAACAAACAGCAGCUGGUUCAUCUAAGAAACUUACUGUGAUGGAAAGAAUCUUAAACAUUUGUAAAUUAUAUGCAUGUAGCAAAGAUUCAUGUGCUGAAGCUAGUGCAUAUUUAGCUUCUAAAUUUCUAAUAAGGUCAGAUGUUAAGGAAGUGUAUAUGGGUGCAUUUUUUGACUGGGCUUGUGAGUUACAUUCCAAUUUGAAAGAGGAAGACACUAUACAUUAUGGUGUCCUAGCUGCUGUGGCUGCAGUGCUAAAGCAUGGGAAGAGAGAUGACCUGCUGCCAUAUGCGCCUAAGUUGUUAAAAUGGGUUACAGAUCAAAACUAUAAGCAGCAUUCAGCCAUGCUGGUGAGGAAAUAUGGAGUUAAAAUUGUGCAAAGAAUAGGGUUAACAUUCUUACGGCCACGUGUAGCAUCAUGGCGUUAUACGCGAGGUUCUAGAUCGCUUGCAGUUACACUGGGAGGAGUGGCAGCAGCUGGUGACACUGAACCCAUGACUUCUCCGCCUGAUGAUGAUGAUGAGGAUAUACCACAAGAAGUGGAAGAUGUGGUGGAAUUAUUACUUUGUUCAUUACGAGAUGACGAUACAGUGGUACGUUGGUCGGCUGCUAAGGGCGUGGGCAGAAUAGGCGCUCGUCUACCCGCAAUAGCGGCAGCUGACGUGUGUGAAAUUGUUCUUACAUUGUUUGCUGAAAACGAACGAGAUACAGCCUGGCACGGUGGUUGUAUGGCAUUGGCUGAAUUAGCGCGGCGCGGGCUGCUGUCGCCGCAGCAGCUGGGCGCGGCGGCGCGCUGCGUGGUGCGCGCGCUGGCGCGGGACGAGGCGCGCGCGGGGGGCGCGGGCGGGCGCGCGGCGCGCGACUCGGCCUGCCACGCCGCCUGGGCCUUCGCGCGCGCCUACGACGCGCACGCACUGGCGCCGCACGCGCUGGCGCUUGCCAAUGCGCUCGCCGCCACCGCCUGCUUCGACCGCGAGAUCAAUUGUCGUCGCGCUGCUUCAGCGGCUUAUCAAGAGAAUGUAGGCCGUCACGGAAUGUUCCCUCACGGGAUCGACGUUCUUACGACAGCGGACUUCCAGUCCGUUGGUCCACGGACCAAUGCGUACCUUGUCGUUGCCCCACAAAUUGCAUCUUACUCGGAGUACACGCAGCCCCUUAUUGACCACAUCGUCGAUUUGAAAAUAGAGCAUUGGGAUUGCGCGAUACGAGAAUUGGCAGCUAAAGCUCUCAAUAAACUAACCGAUAAGAUUCCUGAAUAUGUGGCGACAGUAGUGCUACCAAAAUUGAUAACAAAAACUGAAUCCAUUGAUUUGAACGUACGACACGGCGCUAUUCUUGGGAUCGGAGAAGCUAUUUUAGCUCUAUCACAGACAAAAUUAGCUGAUGGUAAAAAGGCAGAAAGUGCUAUAUCGGAGGAGGUGUGGCGGGCGGUGCGCGAGCUGGUGGACAGGCUGCGCGCGCGGCAGCAGUUGCGCGGGCUGGGCGGCGAGCUCAUGCGCCAGGCGUGCUGCCACUGCGUCGCGCUGCUGUCGCGUGCCGCCGCGCCGCUGCACGCGCACCCGCACGUCACCGACGAAUGGCUUAACCUAAUCGAGGAGUGCCUCACUCACGAAGUUCAAGUGAUACGUGAGAAGGCAAUCAAGGCACUGCCGCUAUUGUUCGACCAGUACUUGCGCGACGACACUUGCAUGUAUGGCGACAUAACGGCCAAGCAGAAACGCGCACAACUUAUGGAGAAGUACUGCGAACAGCUGGGAUGCACUGGCGUUAAUGGACUUGUAAUUAGAAUGGGAUAUGCACGGGCUGUAGGUUCUCUACCCAAAUUCGUGCUAGCCGAACAUCUUCCGCUAGUUAUUAAAUCACUCAUCGAAUGUACUAAAGUGACUGAAGCGACAUCUAAGUGGGCGGAGUCUAGACGUGACGCUGUUAUAGGAUUGACUGAAGUUUGUCAGACUCUGGGAAUUGUAGGAGGAGUGGAAAAGUAUCUCGAAGAAAUCGUGGAUGCCUUACUAGACUGCAUGUCGGAAUAUACAAUUGAUAUGAGAGGCGAUAUAGGCGCUUGGGUGCGAGAAGCUAGCAUGACCGGUUUGCUGUGCGUGUGCCGUCAGUGCGCGGCGGAGGCGCCGCAGCUGAACUGUGAGCGCGCGGUGCGCGGCGCCAUGUGCGGCGCGGCGCAGCAGGCCGUCGAGAAGAUCGACCGCACGCGCGCGCACGCCGGCCGCGUGUUCACCGCCUUCAUAUACAAUGACCCCGUUAUAAUGAACAUUCCCCACCAUGAUGCCCUAAAACGCAUCUUUCCCUACGAUGAAGUAGAACUUAGACAAUCGAAGGAUGUUGUGGAAGACUUGGAGCAGACAACUGUCAGCGAGAACUCUAACGUGGUGCUGUGGUUGUUCCCCGGUCACACAAUGCCACGAUUUGUACAGCUGCUCAGCUUUCCUACCUAUAGGUACAGCGUGAUUAAGGGAUUGAUCGUUAGUGGCGGGGAGCUGACUGAAAGUUUAGUGAAACAUACUACGCAGUCUCUGUACGCAUAUUUAAAUACGCUACAUGACGAUAAGGAUACGUUAAAAUCUAUCUGUGAUACAAUCAUCCAGGUGUUCGCGGAUAAUCUACACGUGAAGCGAAUCACCGGUCCUAUGUUCAACUUUUUAGACAGACUGCUUAGUUCAGGUUCUAUAUCACCAAUUUUAGAUGAUCCGGAGUCAACGUUUGCUGCAAAUAUAUUGAAAUAUUUACAAUUGGAGCUUCGCGGAGGAAAAAAUAUUUACAAACUUUUGGACUCCAUCAAUGUUCUGUGUCAAUUAAUACAGGUGGGUGGCGCGGUGUGCGGCAAGGCGCUGGGGCAGCUGGUGCUGUACCUGUGCUACGCGGACCGCUACGUGCGGCGCUGCGCGGCGGCGCGCCUCUACGAGGCGCUCACGCUCUACGGCGACGCCUGCGCCGCGCCCCACGACAACGUCGAACAGGUAAUGACUAUACUCGCCGAAACAGAUUGGGAAAAAGACGUUGCUGAAUUGAGGCCCAUAAGGAACGAGCUGUGCGAUCUGAUGAACAUAAAGCGACCUGUUUUGAAACAAAAGACCCCUUAG